GAAAGGGAAAGAGAGCGCAGCGAAGCGCCGGAGCUUCACCAUGCGUGCGGCGGGCAGCGGCGGGCACCGGCCUGGGGGGGCAGCGGCGCUGGCUGCGGCCGGGAUCGUGGCGCUGCUGUGCGUGGCCGGAGGAGCCAGAGGUCAGGAGGUCCAAGCUGAGAACGUGACGGUGGUGGAGGGAGGCCAGGCCGAAAUCAACUGCAGACUACACCAGUACGACGGCUCCAUAGUGGUGAUCCAAAACCCAUCUCGCCAGACGCUUUUCUUCAAUGGCACGCGGGCCCUUAAAGACGAGCGCUUCCAGCUGGUGGAGUUCACCCAAAAGCAAGUCCGCAUUGUGCUCUCCAAUGCCCGCCUGGAAGAUGAAGGUGGCUACUUCUGUCAGCUGUACACAGACGACACACACCAUCAGAUUGCCAUUCUUACCGUGCUGGUGCCGCCAGAGAACCCCCUGGUGGAGGUGAAGGAGCAGGCGGUGGAAGGAGGAGAAAUCGAACUCACCUGCAUCGUUCCAAGGUCACGACCUGCUGCAAAACUGCGCUGGUUGCGGGACCGAAAAGUGCUAACAGGCAUUAGCAGCAAGCAAGAAAACGGGAAAGUGUUCAGUAUUACCGACGUGCUGCGUUUCCAGGUGGACCGUAAGGACCACGGCAGCAUCGUGACCUGCGAGGCCACCCACCCCGCACUGCGAGGGCAGCAGAAGCAGACGCAGUACGUGCUAGAUGUGCAGUUUUCACCCACAGCCAGGAUCCGCCCUCCCCAAGGGGUGAUGCGGGAAGGAGACACCUUACUCUUGACUUGUGCCGUCAAUGGCAACCCACCCCCCACGAAGAUCACGUGGAGCCGAGCAAACGAUUCGUUACCUGAGCGGGCCUUGAUAGAAGGCGACACGUUGACUAUUCCCAGUCUCAGCAUGCUGGAUAAUGGCACCUACUCCUGCCACGUGGCUAACAAGCAUGGCCGCUCAUCGGACCAGUACGUACUGGUGGUUUACGACCCUGGGGCUAUUGUGGAAGCCCAGACAUCGGUACCCUACGCCAUAGUCGGGGGCAUCUUGGCGCUCCUAGUCUUCCUGGUCAUCUGCGUCCUUAUAGUUAUGGUCUGGUGUUCCAUCCGGCAGAAAGGCUCCUAUCUGACCCAUGAGGCAAGCGGUUUGGAUGAGCACGGAGAAGCCCGCGAGGCCUUUCUCAAUGGCGGUGAUGGCCAUAAACGCAAGGAGGAAUUCUUCAUCUAAGCCGGGGAUGUGGGAGGGGGGGCAAGGGGGUGUGGGAAGGGUAGCCAGGGACAGAAUGUGGGGGGAAGCGGCCGAGGAGGGGGGGAUCUUGAAGUGAGAGGUUUAUAGGGAAGUUGCCGCUCUUGCCAAGGGUUGGGAGGGGUUGGAUUUAAAAAGAAAGGGGGUGGGGGGAAACAAAAAAGCUUAAAAAUCUAUUGUAUAAAAAAAAAAACACGUGGCCACCACUUUUUCGGUUUUAUUUUUGAAACCGAGGACUUUAGCCCCACCCCCAGCUGUGAAGCCACACCUCCUGCCAUGGGCUGUCUCAUGUGCUCUGCACCAGAAGUAAUGUCCUCUAAUUCUGGAGACAGGUGUGUGUGUGCGUGCGUGCGUGCAUGGCUCUGCUUCCGUAAAACGGAGCAUGGGGAUACCCGCACCCCUUUCCCCUUGGGGCGGGGAGGCAGAGCUCUAUGGGAGGGCCCCAUUUCUUUGUAAAUAGCUCAAAAGUUGACCCUAUGGAAGGUAGGCAGAAGGCGCAAGGGGACCCAGGGCUGCCGAGAAUAUGAGGGGGUGGCGAGGAGGGGCGUUGUAAGAAGGACUCAGCCCCUGAGAGGGGCUGUGGCUCGUUAGCUCUGAUUUUUCAGAUAUUAGCACUGAGUUUCAAACUAUCUUUUUCGGGGGGGAGGGAGUUGAGGGGGGGAAAGCAUAUUUGCUUUGGGGCACCUUGAUUCUCUUGGUCGCCCUGGGGAGAACUUCUCUACUCUGGGAAAAUGGCGGGGGAGAGCUGAUCUGUGAGUGAGGACCCCUCGGGUGUAGUUCCAUGUAGAGGAGAGCAGCGGGAGGGCAGUCUUUGGAAAGCCAGCAUGACGGAAGCAUGAGGCUGGGGUGUCCUGAAUUCUCUUCAAGACUUCCGGCUUUGAGUUCCUCUUGGCCGCACACUUUCCCUUUUAAGGCCGAGCCGCGAUGGCCGCCGUUGGGCCUUAAGAAGCAGGUUGGACUCUUUGUUUUCUUCAAAGCCAUGAUCGUUUGGGGAGGGGGGAGGGGGGAGAGGAAGGGGUGUCUCUGUCUGUCUCUGUCGUCCUUGUUACGUGAUGUGCUCGGCCAGGAACAGGGGAUGGGACCCCUGAGCCCAGUGGUGUAUCCUGUGAAGCUACCUGAUACCGAGCUAGACUUUCGGUCCCCUUAAGCUUGGAUCCUCCGAGGUUCUGGGCUUAAAAAGGUCUUCCCCCAACAGUCGACACCUGAGGCCCUCUCAUUGGAAAUGCCAAGGGUUGAACCAGGGACCCUGUGUGCGCAGAACAUCUGCUCUACCACUGAGCCAUAGCCCCUUCCCAGAGCUCUGGUGAGUCACUCGGUAUUGGAUGGCUAAGGUGUUGCCGCCUGGAUCUGGGGAUGUGGCUUCAGUGGUAGGGGAGAGAGACCUUUUUUUAAAAAAAGAAAAAAAUUGCAUUUACCAACAUUGGCAUAUGCAGGUUUACUGUGGCCAGUUUAAACAACUCUCCUUGCCUUCAGUGCGGGUGGCAGCCCUAAACCAUCUUGUCCCCAGACCCUAAUAUGAAACCCCUGUUGUAGCUCAUAAAUCUCUCCCCUCCUCCCUCUCUGCUUACUUUCCCAGAAAGCAGCUGGAAUGGUCGUUCUGCAAAGAGAAGAGUGAGGGGGCUCAGCAAUAGGCCCUUCUCCCCCUGCCCCCUGUGUCCAUUUUGAUCCUGUUUCAAUAAUUUUUGCCAGGGCUUUUUUCCCCAGCUGGAACGCAGUGGAACGGAGUUCCGGCACCUCUUGAAA
Eublepharis macularius is the source of this 2995-nucleotide messenger RNA. It is a transcript of the gene CADM4, whose product is annotated as cell adhesion molecule 4. Gene Ontology annotation, molecular function: vascular endothelial growth factor receptor 2 binding. The record is from RefSeq and is a predicted model, not a curated record. Gene Ontology annotation, biological process: regulation of wound healing; regulation of Rac protein signal transduction; negative regulation of peptidyl-tyrosine phosphorylation. Bases 41 to 1234 code for a protein of 397 amino acids. Lineage: Eukaryota; Metazoa; Chordata; Lepidosauria; Squamata; Eublepharidae. Gene Ontology annotation, cellular component: cell-cell contact zone. The transcript is spliced from 9 exons.